AUGGUGAACCAAAAUGGUGGUGGGGGUGGUAAGGAUGAAGAUGCCAAAUAUAUGUUUGAUAGGAUAGGGCAACAAGUGCACGACGAAGUGAAGAAUGGUGAGGCUAAGAAUUAUGUUAGUGAAUUGGAAGGAAAGUUGUCAUUUGCAUCAAUUUUGGGGGAAACAGGUGGCUUUUAUAAAACGUGCGACAUUAUAAAAAAUGAAGGUGAGAAACUUCUUCGUGCUCGCGAUGAUCCGUGCGGAAAUGGAAGUGCAAGUGAUAAACGUUUUUCUAAAGAAAGUGGCGGUGAAUGUGAUGAUAAGAAAAUAGAAGGUAAUAAAAACAAUAGUGAAGGUGGAGCCUGUGCUCCAUAUAGACGGUUAUCUCUAUGUAACAAAAAUAUGGAAAAAAAGGGAACAACGAAAAUCAAGGAUAAAAAUGAUUUGCUGGCAGAAGUGUGUAUGGCAGCAAAUUACGAGGCACAGUCAUUAAUACCUUAUCAUGACAAAUAUAAAUUAACUUAUGGUGAUUCUAAAAUAUGUACUGCCCUUGCACGAAGUUUUGCGGAUAUAGGAGAUAUUGUGAGAGGAAAAGAUCUGUAUCGUGGUGGUGGUAGGGGAAGAAAACAAUUAGAAGAAAAUUUACAAAAAAUUUUUGGGAAUAUAUAUGACAAAUUAUUAGAGGAGAACCGGAGGAAUGGGAAGAACAGGGAGAUAGAAAAACGCUACGAAGGUGAUAAAGAAAAUUAUUUUUUUAAAUUACGAGAAGAUUGGUGGACUGCGAAUCGCGCCACAGUGUGGGAAGCUAUCACGUGCAGCGACAGGCUAGGGGGUAAUGCAUAUUUUCAUGCAACGUGCGGUGAGAGUAGAAGACCAUCUCAAGCUCAAAACCAAUGCCGCUGUAGCGACAAGCCAAAGGCCAUCAAGGCAGGUGGCAACGUAAGUAUUGUCCCCACAUAUUUUGACUACGUGCCGCAGUAUCUUCGGUGGUUCGAGGAAUGGGCAGAAGAUUUUUGUAGGAAAAAAAAAAAAAAAGUACAAAAUUUGGAACAACAAUGUCGUGGACAAGAUAUAAGUGGUAACCAACGAUAUUGUAGCCGUAAUGGCUACGAUUGCGAAAAAACUAAACCAGCGAUUGGUAGAUUGCGUAUGGGUAAAGGUUGCACUGACUGUUUUUUUGCAUGUAAUCCUUACAUUGAUUGGAUAAAUAACCAACGAAAACAAUUUGACAAACAAAAAAACAAAUACGAAACAGAAAUAUCAGGUGGUGGUGCUAGUGGUAGUAGUAGGCAAAGACGAGUUGCACGUGGUGGUAGUAAUGUUGAUGGAUAUGAAAGUAAAUUUUAUAAAAUACUUAAAGACGACUAUGAAACCGUUGAUGGUUUUUUGGAAUUAUUAAAUAAAGAAAAAACAUGCACAAAAAAAUUGAAGGAUGACGACGAAGACGAAGGAACAAUUAAUUUUAAAACCGUUAAUAGUAGAGGUGGUGAUGGUAGUAAUAAAACGUUUUAUCGUUCAAAAUAUUGCCAACCCUGUCCUCUAUGUGGAGUGAAAAAGAAUGAUAAUGGUAUUGGAUGGGAAGAGAAAAAUGAUAGUGAAGAAUGCAAGAGUAUAAACCUUUAUAAGCCUAUAAACCCAGAUAACGGUACUAAGAUUGAAAUCCUUAAAAGUGGUGAAGGAAAAGAAGAAAUAAAAAAAAAAUUAGAGGCGUUUUGCGAUCAAAUAAAUCGUGUUACAACAAAUGCUGCUAGUGGUGGCGCUGGUGGUAGUGGUAGUAAAAGUGAUAGUAAGGAACUGUAUGAAGAAUGGACAUGUUAUCACGUUAAACAGCUGGAGAAAGAAAAUAAAGAAAAUGGUGUGAAUGACGACGACUAUAACAACGAUGUAACAACUGGAGGCGGAUUAUGUAUAUUGGAAACGACGAACGGCUUAAAUGUGCAAAAACAAAAGACAUUCCAUAAUUUUUUUUACUAUUGGGUAGCACAUAUGUUAAAAGAUUCCAUAUAUUGGAGAACAGAAAAACUUGAGAGAUGUUUAAAAAAUGGUAAUCCUAUGAAAUGUAGAAAUGGAUGCCAUGGUAAAUGUGAUUGUUUUAAAAGAUGGAUUGAUAAAAAAGAAAAAGACGAAUGGGACAAAAUAAAAGAACAUUUUGGCAACCAAGAAGAUUUUAAGAAUAAAGGAGAAAGUGGCGAAGGUGACAUGUUUGGCAGAGCAUUUAGAUCUCCUGAUGUUGUUCUUGAAGGUGUUUUGAGAUUAGAAUUUGCGAAUGAAAAUUCCAAAGAAGAUGCCGAAAAUAAUGUGAGUGCAGAGGAGGCAAAGGAAAUAAGACACCUUCGCGAUAUCAUUGAAAGUGAAGAAAAUCAAGGAGACGAAGCCGAUGCCUCCGGCACUGGAAAAAAAACUUUAAUGGAUAAAUUGAUCAACUACGAAAGAGGAGAGGCCAAAAAAUGCUUAGAAACCCACACAAGUGACACCUGUCCCAAACCACCAAAACCACCACCCUCCACCGACAAAUAUGCCGGCCGCUCCGACCCACCACGUGUCGGACCAUCACGUGACCCCAACGACCCACAUGCUGGUAGUGGCGAUGAAGACGAAGAAGAAGAAGAAGAAGAAGAAGAGGAGGAGGAAGGCGAAAACACCACAGUGGAACACACAGAGACAACCGCAGAGACACAACCAGCAGCACCAACAGUAACAGUAGACGUCUGCGACACAGUGAAAAACGCACUCGAUGACAUGGGCAGUCUCACACAGGCAUGUAACCAAAAAUAUAGCGCACCCAACAGAUAUUGGGGAUGGAGGUGUGUCACACCAAGUGGAAAACCUAGUGACACCGGUAGUGUUCCUACCACUCGUAGUAGUGGUGACACCACCACUGGUGGUGAAAGUGGUGCUGAAGCCAAAAGUCGUCACAAACGUGAAGCACCAAGUGGUCCCGCCUCCACCGCUUCCGCGUCCGUCAACUCGGGCAAUACCGCCACCACUGGCAAAGACGGAGCCACCGGUGGUUUGUGUAUCCCACCCAGGAGGCGAAAACUAUAUGUGGGGAAAUUGGAAGAGUGGGCGAGUGACGAGGCCACGAAGGCGAAGUCACAAACGGGUGGUGGAAGUGAGUCACCAAGUGAUGGCAAACCUGCGUCACAAAAUGAUGGCAAACCUGGUGCAUCCACUUUGUCCGCCGCGUCGACAGAGCCGUCACAGACGUCUCUCCUCCGCGACGCCUUCAUCAAAUCUGCUGCGAUUGAAACUUUUUUCUUAUGGGAUAGAUACAAAAAGGAAAACACGAAGACACAAAGUGUUGGGUCACCACUAGGUGGAGUUGGAGUUCCUGGAGCCGGACCACAACUACAAACCCUCCCCUCCAUCGAUGGUGCCCUCUCCCCUAGUGGUACCCUUGAACCCAACGACCCCAAUAACAUAUAUAGUGGAAAAAUCCCCCCCGAUUUCUUGAGAUUAAUGUUUUAUACAUUAGGAGAUUAUAGAGAUAUAUGCAUAGGUGAUGACACCAUGAUUAAGGCGUUAAAAGCUAGUGGUGAUAACAAUAUCGAGACAAUAAAAGAAGCUAUAGAUAAAAUUUUAAAUAGUGGUAACAAAGAAAAUAGUGUCCCCCCACAAACUAGUGACAAAAACCCCGGCCAAACACCACAAAACUGGUGGGAUGAUAAUGCAAAAUAUAUUUGGAAAGGGAUGAUAUGUGCACUGACAUAUGACACAGAUAGUGGCGCAAUAGGACAACCACCACAAGUGGAUCCGCAAGUGAAACAGGCACUUUUGGAUACAACCGGCAACAAACCCCAAAGCAACAAAUACCAAUACAACACCGUCACACUUAAAGAUGAAAGUAGUGAGACCCAAGACAAAACCAACGAAUCCACCUCCGCAGCCUCUAGUGAUACCCCCACCCUUGACUCCUUCAUCAAGCGACCCCCCUACUUCCGAUACCUUGAAGAAUGGGGUCAAAAUUUUUGUAAAGAAAGGAAGAAAAGAUUGGAGAAGAUAGAGGAGGAGUGUAAAGUAGAAAAUGGUGGUAAAAAACAGAACCCAAAAUGUAGUUGUUAUGGGGAGGAUUGUGACAAUAUUUUUAGUCAGAAAUAUAAUAUUCUUCCGUCUUUUAAUUGUCGUGAUUGUGGAAAAUAUUGUACAUUUUAUAAAAGGUGGAUAAAUGGGAAAAAAACGGAAUAUGAUGAACAACAAAAAAUAUAUAAGAAACAAAAAGGCAACUGUAAAAAGGAAAGUGCGGGUGCUACGGAAUUUUGUGGAACACUAGAAAGUCGCCCUGAAGCUAAAGACUUUUUACAAAAUUUAGGAUCAUGUAAAAAGGAUAUUGAUAAUGGAGAAGACAAUAAAAUAAAUUUUAAUGAUAAAGAUAAAACAUUUGGACCUUCUCCAAAUUGUAAACCAUGUUCUCAAUUUACUGUUGAUUGUAAAAAUGGUAAAUGUAAGAGUAGUCUAAAUAGGAAGUGCCAAGGUAACAUUACUGUUGAUACGUUUGAUACAAUGGGAGAAGAACCUCAGGAAGUUGUUAUGCGUGUCAGUGAUAGCAAUACAAAUGGAAAUAAAUUUAAUGAUUUAAACGAUUGUAAAAAUGCAGAUAUUUUUAAAGGUAUUAGAAAAGAACAAUGGAAAUGUCGUAAUGUAUGUGGUUAUGUUGUAUGUAAACCGGAAAACGGUACUGCGGAUACCCAUGGUAACAAAUAUAUACAAAUUAGAGCAUUGAUGAGACGUUGGGUAGAACAUUUUUUAGAAGAUUAUAAUAGAAUUAAACAUAAAAUUUCACAUUGUACUAAUAAUAAUGAACAAUCUCCAUGUAUAAAUGGAUGUCAAAAUAAAUGUAAUUGUGUGAAAGAAUGGAUAGAGAAGAAAAAAGAAGAAUGGGGAAAAAUACAAGAACGUUUCAAUGAGCAAUAUAAAAGUGAAAAUUCAGGUGAUACUUUUCCAGUGAGAAGUUUUUUGGAGGGCUUGAUACCUCAAAUUGCUGUUACAGACGUUAAAAAUGAGGUUAUAAAAUUAAGUAAGUUCGGUAAUUCUUGUGGAUGUAGUACCAGUGCCAGUUCAGAAAAGAGUAAAGAGGAUCCUAUAGAAUGUUUGCUUGACAAGCUUGAAGAAAAAGCAACAUCUUGUAAAGACAAAAAUAGUGACAAACAAACAAAAGCAUCCUGUGAAGAAUCCACCCCCCCUGAUGAUGAGGACUUACUCCUUGAAGAGGAAGAAAACCCAAAAAAUAUGCGACCGGGAUUUUGUCCAACACCAGAACCAGAACGAGAACUGGAUGAAGGCAAGUGUGAAGAAGCAUCAUCCCCUGUUGUACCCGAACAACCUGCAAAAGAAGAAAGUGGCGCCCCUCCAGCACCACCAGCAACAGAUAGUGGUAAGGAAACCAACAACGAAGACACCCCUGCCCCCGAAGCCGGACCCCCCGCACCGGCGCCUCCAUCAACACCAGAAUCACCAUUAGCCCCUUCUGACGAAUCCAUCCUACAUACUACCAUUCCUUUUGGAGUGGCGUUGGCAUUAGGAUCCAUUGCUUUUUUAUUUUUGAAGAAAAAAACCAAAUCUACUAUUGAUCUUUUGCGUGUCAUUAAUAUCCCCAAAAGUGAUUAUAAUAUACCGACAAAACUUUCACCCAAUAGAUAUAUACCUUAUACUAGUGGUAAAUACAGAGGAAAACGGUACAUUUACCUUGAAGGAGAUAGUGGAACUGAUAGUGGUUACACCGAUCAUUAUAGUGAUAUAACUUCAUCUUCCGAAAGUGAAUAUGAAGAAAUGGAUAUCAAUGAUAUAUAUGUUCCUGGUAGUCCUAAAUAUAAAACAUUGAUCGAAGUAGUACUUGAACCUAGUGGUAACAACACAACAGCUAGUGGUAACAACACACCAACUAGUGGUAAAAACACAACAGCUAGUGAUACACAAAAUGAUAUACAAAGUGAUGAUACACCUAGUAGUAAAAUUACAGAUAAUGAAUGGAAUACAUUGAAAGAUGAAUUUAUAUCACAAUAUAUACAAAGUGAACAACCAAAUGAUUAUAAAAGUGGAAAUAGUUCAACAAAUACCAAUAUUACUACCACGUCACAUCAUAAUGUGGAAGAAAAACCUUUUAUUAUGUCCAUACAUGAUAGAAAUUUAUAUACUGGAGAAGAAUACAAUUACGAUAUGAGUAAUAAUAGUGGUAUAUAUCCAAGUAGUAGUAACCGUGAUUCAUUAAGUGGUACAAAAGUUCCAUAUAGUGGUAUAGAUUUAAUUAAUGAUUCAUUAAAUAGUGGUAAUCAACCUAUUGAUAUAUAUGAUGAAGUUUUGAAAAGAAAAGAAAACGAAUUAUUCGGGACAGAACAUCACCCAAAACGUACAACAAUUAACCGUUUCGCCAAACCUACACGUGACGACCCCAUCCACAACCAACUGGAACUAUUCCAUAAAUGGUUAGAUAGACAUAGAGAUAUGUGCGAGAAGUGGAAUAAUAAAGAGGAACUAUUAGAUAAAUUAAAAGAAGAGUGGGAAAAUGAGACACAUAGUGGUAACACUCACCCUAGUGAUAGUAACAAAACGUUGAAUACUGAUGUUUCUAUUCAAAUACAUAUGGAUAAUCCCAAAACUACAAAUGAGUUUACAUAUGUGGAUAGUAACCCCAACCAAGUGGAUGACACCUACGUGGAUAGUAACCCUGACAAUUCUUCUAUGGAUACUAUCUUGGAGGAUCUGGAUAAAUAUAAUGAACCUUAUUAUGAUGUACAAGAUGAUAUUUAUUAUGAUGUACAUGAUCAUGAUACAUCAACUGUGGAUAGUAAUGCUAUGGAUGUUCCUAGUAAAGUACAAAUUGAAAUGGAUGUAAAUACGAAAUUGGUGAAAGAGAAAUAUCCUAUAGCAGAUGUAUGGGAUAUAUAA
This is a messenger RNA of Plasmodium falciparum 3D7, 6861 nucleotides long. RefSeq names its product erythrocyte membrane protein 1, PfEMP1. Gene Ontology annotation, cellular component: membrane. Gene Ontology annotation, biological process: adhesion of symbiont to host cell. The transcript is spliced from 2 exons. The record is from RefSeq and is a predicted model, not a curated record. The coding region runs from base 1 to 6861 and encodes 2286 amino acids. NCBI's taxonomy places the organism in Eukaryota, Apicomplexa, Aconoidasida, Haemosporida, Plasmodiidae. Gene Ontology annotation, molecular function: host cell surface receptor binding.